AUGCAACAAAAAGGAGCGAGCGAAUUUGUCAAAAAGCUUUUCCGUAUGUUGGAUGAUACUUCUUAUUCGACUAUCGUUUCUUGGAGUCCAAAUGGUGACAGUUUCAUCGUUAGAGAUAUGAACGAUUUCACAAAAUACGUCUUGCCGCGUCAUUUUAGACAUUCGAACUUUGCCAGUUUCGUACGACAGUUGAACAAGUAUGAUUUCCAUAAGGUGAAGAAAGAGGGAGGAGAGGGACAACCGGUAGCAUUGGGUGUUGACCAACAGUGGGAAUUCCGACAUCCUGCUUUCUUGAAAGGAAGAGAAGAUCUCUUGGAUAAUGUAAAGAGGAAAGCGCCACCCGCAAAGAAGGGUAGAAAGGACGAAGAUGAAUCACCUCGUGAUGGAAGUCCUUCUAUGCCAGGCGUCGCAGAUGCUGCCGAAAAGGGUGCUCAGGAUUAUGCUCAAUUGAAAGAUCAAGUAGCAACAUUGACUGCAUCUCAAGAUCAAAUGACAAGUCAUAUCAACAGUCUCACUAAGCAAUAUCAAGCAGUCAUCGGAGAGAUGCUCACCUUCCAGAAGAACAUGGUUCAACAAGAUCAAUUGAUGCAAAAUUUGAUUCAAUAUCUGAUGAAUCUGGAAGCAGACCGAAAGAUUGAUGCUUCCACUAACGGUGGCGCAUUUGUUUCAACAUCAGAUGCUGAAAAAUUGGUCUCUUCCUUCUCCGAUGUAGCCAAAGAGUCCUUCAGUCAAAUGAAUGCGGGCCUUCGUGUGUUUACGGUGGGCACCCUUCAACCUCGAUCUGAAAGUGCGGACGCAAAUCCGGAAGCUUUACAAUCUGCACUUUCUCGUGAUCCGCCAAGCGGCAAAGCAGGUGACAAUGACAGACCGUUUGGAAUUUCUGUACCAAAUUUGGAACAACUUCCAUCCAGGAUGCCACGUGUUGACGGAAGAACAACAUCUGCCAAUCCUACACCUAGACCAGGCGAAGAUGGAAAUGAACCUAGUACACCAAGCGAAGGCGGAAGCAAUAUGCUACGCAUCAGAAGGUCCACCUAUGUUCCGGGUUGGGCCGUACCACCAAAAGUCUUGGUCGUUGAUGAUGAUGACGUUUGUCGUAAAUUGGGCUCAAAAUUCUUGCAAGUUUUCGGUUGUGCGAUCGAUGUUGCAGUGGAUGGUGUUACAGCUGUGAACAAGAUGAAUUUGGAGAAGUACGAUCUCGUCUUGAUGGAUAUCGUCAUGCCAAAUUUGGACGGCGUUUCAGCAACUUCACUCAUUCGUGAAUUUGAUGCAAGAACGCCAAUCAUUUCUAUGACGUCCAAUUCUGGACCGCAAGAAUUGUUGAGCUACAUGUCUUCGGGCAUGAAUGAUGUUUUGCCAAAGCCUUUCACGAAAGAAGGUCUUUUGAAUAUGCUGGAAAAGCAUUUGAUCCACUUGAAAACUGUUCAAAAGAUGGAUGAAAUUCCAAAAGCGCUUGGGUUACCGCCUAUAAGUGGUGAUGUGAUGCAAAAUGUCUUGGCUGCAACAGCUGCCAGUGCUCAAUCGAUGGCAUCAUCGACUGCAAUCAUGUCACCGGGAGAUGGUGCAAAUCCUAUGGCAGCAAUGAUGGGUAAUGGACCUGAAGCGCUGCGAGCAUCGCAAGAUCUAGGAAGCAGCUUCCACAAUCCCAAUUCUAUUCACGGUACCGGAGUCGAUGAAGAUGGUGAACCCUUGGUCAAUCCGUUGGCUGGAAUGGGCUUCUCUGAUGAGGAAUACAUUUCCAUGCUUCAAAAUUUGAUUGCUGCUGGAGCGGUCUCUGAUACGAAUAAAGGUGAAAUGGCUGAUUCUGUAGCCAAUGUCAUGGGUGUCUCGCGUGGAGAAGGAAGCUCGGCUGCUAAUGUGCCAAGAUCCAAGGAAGGUACGCCCAUCAAUGCUCCUCGUGGAUCCAUGUUGCCCCCUUCGCAAGGUAUCAUUCGUAAACGCUCUGUCGACAGCAGUGUUGAAGCAAGUGAAAUGAAGAGGUCCAGAUUCACAGAAAUGCCAUGAUGCUCUUUGGCUUUUUUCCUUUAUCUUUUUUGCUCUUAUUCGGAACAGGCAUCAUCCCUUCCCCAUAAUAUUCCCGUUUUGUCUUUUUAUAUUGUUUUCUCUUCUUGCAAGUUCGCUGUAUUGUUUCCCUUUUUUUUUGUUUCUCUCUCUCUAAUCCCUUUGCAUUGGUUCGGUUCUUUAUACAAAACAAUUUCCAACCCUUUUCAUCGCUCUGUUCGCAUUGCAUUCUGUUAUAAUCACCAAAAUAAUAUGAUACAUCUGGAACGU
This is a messenger RNA of Meira miltonrushii, 2271 nucleotides long. RefSeq lists its product as uncharacterized. Gene Ontology annotation, molecular function: DNA-binding transcription factor activity; sequence-specific DNA binding. The transcript is spliced from 3 exons. Bases 1 to 2004 code for a protein of 667 amino acids. The record is from RefSeq and is a predicted model, not a curated record. Gene Ontology annotation, biological process: regulation of DNA-templated transcription; phosphorelay signal transduction system. Lineage: Eukaryota; Fungi; Basidiomycota; Exobasidiomycetes; Exobasidiales; Brachybasidiaceae.